UCCAAAAUUGCCAUGUAAAAAUCCCCUAAUUUGCCAAAAUCAACGGAAGACCCUGCCCAGAAGAAGAAGAAACAAAAAAAGUCAGAAAAAUUGAAAAGAGUAGUUUCCCAGUGAGAGAAAAGAGAGAUCGACACGCACAGUUAUCGAAGACUUUUUAGAGAGAGAGAGAGACAGUGCGUGUUUCGAGUUGUUUGCAGUAAUGGCGGAGUUGCAGAAGGAGAGCGAAGAUGCAGAGAGAGUGAAGUUAUUCGUAGGUCAAGUACCGAAACACAUGACAGAACCACAACUACUCGACUUCUUUAAAGACUUUGCUAUCGUUGACGAAGUCAACCUCAUCAAAGACAAAACUACUCGUGCUUCUCGAGGAUGUUGUUUUGUGAUCUGUCCAUCUAGAGAAGAAGCGGAUAAGGCUGUUAAUGCAUGUCACAACAAGAUGACGCUUGCCGGUGCUUCCAGUCCGCUGCAAGUGAAGUAUGCUGAUGGCGAAUUGGAAAGACUAGAGCACAAGCUUUUUGUUGGUAUGCUUCCAAAGAAUGUUUCUGACCCUGAAGUAUCUGCGUUGUUCUCCCAAUAUGGAGUCAUUAAAGAUUUGCAGAUUCUCAGAGGUUCUCAGCAAACUAGUAAAGGAUGUGCUUUUUUGAAGUAUGAGAAAAAAGAACAAGCAGUUGCAGCAAUAGAGGCCCUCAAUGGAAAGCAUAAGAUGGAGGGUGCUACUGUCCCUUUGGUAGUCAAAUGGGCAGAUACUGAAAAGGAAAGGCAAGCCCGGAGGGCUCAGAAAUCUCUAUCUCAAGCUUCUGACUCUAGACAGCAUCCUUCUUUGUUUGGAGCCCUACCAAUGGGUUACAUGCCACCAUACAAUGGCUACGGUUAUCAGACUCCUGCUGCAUAUGGGCUCAUGCAGUAUCGCCUACCAUCAAUGCAGAAUCAGCCCGGAUUUCAGAAUAUAGUUCCACCAAUAAACCAAGCAAGUUCUCUACGUGGAAGUGCACCAGAUCUUUCACCUGGAAUUAGCCCAAGAAAUUAUGCCAUGUCACCUGGAAGUUAUGUUGGAUCCGCUUACCCUGCUGUUCCAGGGAUUCAGUAUCCAAUGCCAUAUACUGGAGGCGUUAUGAAUACCAGACCACCAAGUGGUUCUUCCGGUUCGACCCCCCCUAGUACUGUAAACAGUCAUUCUGCAGCAUCUUCAAGUGUCGGUUCAAGUACAGGGGGCCAGGUUGAAGGUCCACCUGGUGCUAAUCUAUUUAUUUACCAUAUUCCUCAAGAAUUUGGUGAUCAAGAGCUAGCAAAUGAAUUUCAGCCUUUUGGUAGGGUCUUGAGUGCCAAGGUGUUUGUUGACAAAGCUACUGGUGUUAGCAAAUGUUUUGGAUUUGUAAGCUAUGAUUCUCCAGCAGCUGCACAAACUGCAAUCAAUAGGAUGAAUGGUCGCCAAUUAGGUAGUAAGAAGUUGAAGGUUCAGCUUAAAAGGGACAACAAACAGAAUAAACAUUAUUGAUAUCAAAGGUGAGGUACUGAAGGAAAUCGUCACACGCAAGAUACUCGGGAGUUACUAUAUUGGCAGCUAUUGCCGAGCACAUCUGAAAGUUGAGCAGCAACAUGUCAACUCAAUGCUAAUUGUAGUUCCCUUAUGGAUUAAACUCCCAGAAACUUGUAAUUCUAGAUUAAUUCUUCUGCCACUGUAAUUUGUAAUUUGUGUAACAUGGAGUAACGUUUAGACAUUGAUUAUUUUAUUGAUUCUUCUCAAUUGACUUGAUUGCCAUUAAGUGAAUGAAUCUCCUCUUUUUGUCGUUUC
Lycium ferocissimum is the source of this 1789-nucleotide messenger RNA. RefSeq names its product RNA-binding protein BRN1. The record is from RefSeq and is a predicted model, not a curated record. Gene Ontology annotation, cellular component: ribonucleoprotein complex; nucleus; cytoplasm. The transcript has 9 exons. Bases 200 to 1492 code for a protein of 430 amino acids. NCBI's taxonomy places the organism in Eukaryota, Viridiplantae, Streptophyta, Magnoliopsida, Solanales, Solanaceae. Gene Ontology annotation, molecular function: mRNA binding.